GCUGAGUUUGAAGAUAAAAGUGACACACCCUCUGGGGGGGAUCUCGAGUACGCUGAGGAGUCUGAAGACGAGCCCAUUGUUAAUUGUGAGCGCAUAUCCAAAAGAAAACAAGAUGAUGGGGGAAAGGGUCAGGAAAGUAGUAGUGAGGAAUUGGAAGAUUAUGCCGAUUCAGAUUCUGGCAACGAUCGGGGAGAAGAUGGGGGAGAAGAUCGGGAAGACGAGCCUAUUGUUAGUAGGGAUAUAAAUGAGGGAUCUCAACUUGCUUGCAACACCCAGUCGCUUGACAUUGAUAUCACCGGCUUUACUGCAACACAAAGAGAUGGUACACAAGAAGUUGACAUCACCGGGCUGCAGAGUCAACAAAAUGAUGAUGAAAUACAAGUUCAAAGCAAGGAGAAAGGUAUCCCUCAAGGCAAAGAAGACAACAAAGAUGGUGAUGACAAAGAAGAAGACAAAAAAAAACACACCACUAGCAAAUUGUGAUGAUGCUAAAGGCAAACAACUAAGGAAAGAUGACGACCAAGAUGAUGAAGGGUAUAGUGGGGACAACAAUCCCGAAGAGCAAGCUGCAAGCAAUAUAGGGGACGAAAGUGGGAAUGCAAGUCAAAGGUUAACACCUCAAAAUUCUAAAGGGACAGCAGAUACAAAAGUCUCAGGCAAGUGCAGUGAUGACCAUCUGGAGCCUAGGGAAGAAAAUACGCUGAGUAUCAGAGAAGAGAUGGAAGCAUUAGGGCUACUUGAUGAUACAAUAUCAGGUCGUGCGACUGCAAAGCAAAUGGUUUUUGAACCGAUAGAGAUUUUAGAAGUGAGUGCAAUAGCGGAGGUGAAGAAAAUGGUUGAGGAUUGCAUGCAUCCACUACCUAUGCCAGACUCCGGAUUAAAUCUGCCACUCAAAGAAGAAUCUGAGAAGUUCGAGGCUAAACAAAUCAAAGAUGCCAUCGACAACCACCUUUCUCCUGAAACAAAAAAAGAAUUGAGGACCAAGAGAACUGCUACAAGGACAGAUUUUAUGACUAGAAAGAAGUUGGCUGCUGAAAGUCUGAAGGCUGCAUGCCACUUGCCUCCACUUGCACCCAAAAAGGAUAAUGGAAAGAAAACUUCAGACAAAAUGCAGCUCCCCCAAGAAGUAAAGGGUUCAAACGAACUCAAACAAAACAGCAAAAGCCCACAGAGCAAUGAAAAUAAAAAAGAUGAAGCAUCUGCAGCAUCAUCAACAACAGCAAGAAUAAAUGUUUACACCAAGAAGCCAAGGAAAAUUUCAACUGAAAUGGAAAAGCUAGUAGAAGCCUCGCUUCCAACAGACAAGGGUGAAGAGAGCAAAGGCCCGCUGGCAGCCAAAAAGUUAGAUGAGAAAGCAAAGGGCAUUUCCGGUGAGGGAGGAAGCAAUCUUCCAAUCAUGCGCACUAUUGAGGAGAUCAAGAAAUCUAAAGGAUACAGGGAUGCCCCAGACGCACCCAGUUUCUCACUUGGGUUUGAUGAUGUUACCCAGAAGAGCCCAAUUAAAUCAACUACUGAUGAUUUUAUCACCUCCUCAAUGUUUGACCAACUUUGUGAUGAUGCCAUGAAGAACUCAGCGAAGCAUCAAGAUUACUCCACCAUAAACACAAACCCCACCAUAAACACAAACCAUUUGAGCCCGGAACAAGAAACCAUAUACAAUGAAAUUUGCAAGUGGAGGUCGCGGUCCGGUGCUGAUAUCAGCUACUGCGAGUGA
This is a messenger RNA of Panicum virgatum (switchgrass), 1714 nucleotides long. RefSeq lists its product as uncharacterized. The transcript has 7 exons. The coding region runs from base 245 to 1714 and encodes 489 amino acids. NCBI's taxonomy places the organism in Eukaryota, Viridiplantae, Streptophyta, Magnoliopsida, Poales, Poaceae. The record is from RefSeq and is a predicted model, not a curated record.